Messenger RNA from Mus caroli (Ryukyu mouse), 6959 nucleotides. It is a transcript of the gene Rimbp2, whose product is annotated as RIMS binding protein 2. The record is from RefSeq and is a predicted model, not a curated record. Gene Ontology annotation, molecular function: protein binding. NCBI's taxonomy places the organism in Eukaryota, Metazoa, Chordata, Mammalia, Rodentia, Muridae. Gene Ontology annotation, biological process: neuromuscular synaptic transmission.
AUUCCUGCCCUGCUUUUGACCACUGCUUCAUGAGAGACACCGGCAGGGAAGGGACAGAGCCAUCUUGGGAUGCGUGUGUGCAUGCGCGUUUGUGUGCGCACGUGUGUGUGUGUGUGUGUGUGUGUGUGUGUGUGUGUGUGUUAAAACACUGCUGUUUCCAAGCUUUGGCUACUGCUCUCUGGCUGGUGACUCUUGCUCAUGCCUCUCUCUCUCUCUCUCUCUCUCUCUCUCUCUCUCUCUCUCUCUCUCUCUCUCUCCCUCCCUCCCUCCCUGCAAAAAUUAAAUGGAUAAUUUCUAGCUGAUACCAAGCGGUGCCCACACACCCGUGUCCUUCAGUGUUGAUUGGAUCUCUCUCUCUCUCUCUCUCUCUCUCUCUCUCUCUCUCUCCUCUCCACUCUCCUCCCCUCCCUCUGGCCCCAGUUUGUAAUCUGACACAGUGCACUGCAGUGGCUGUCUCUGUCUCUCUCUUGGAGCCCGGGAGGCUGGGCACCGAGAACAUCCAAGGAUGAUGAACUAAAGGCCGCUGUGCAGAGAGAGCAUCACCUGAAGCCCCUGGAAAGGCCUUCCCUCGAGGGCCCGGCAGCAUGACCAGGUGAAGGCUGAACAUGCCUGGCUCUCCGUGGUGACCUGAGAGGAGAGUUCAAUUCACUGUGUGGGAGAAAAGCCAGCUCCAAGCCAAACUGGAGAACUUGGAACAGGUCCUGAAGCAUAUGCGAGAGGCUGCUGAGCGGCGGCAACAGCUGGAGUUGGAGCAUGAGCAAGCCCUGGCCAUCCUCAAUGCCAAGCAGCAGGAGAUCCAGCUACUGCAGCAGGCUCAGGUUGAAGCUAAGAAAGAGCAUGAAGGUGCUGUGCAGCUGUUAGAGUCCAAGGUCCGAGAGCUGGAAGAGAAAUGCCGUGUGCAGAGUGAGCAGUUUAACUUGUUGUCCCGGGACCUGGAAAAGUUCCGGCAACACACUGGGAGUAUUGACCUGCUGGGCAGCAGCUCAGUGGCCCUGCUGGAUGUCCCCUUGGCCCCUGGCAAGCCUUUCCCUCAGUACAUGAAUGGACUAGCCACCUCCAUCCACAAAGGUCAUGAGGGCCCCACUGGACACUACUCUGUGAUUGGUGACUAUAUUCCGCUGUCUGGGGACAAGCUGGAGUCUCCGUGUGUGAAGCCCUCCUUCCUGUUGCGAUCCAGCAGCCCAAGAUGCAGAUUUGAGUCCGAGAUGGACAAUGACCGGAACUCUAACAACUCCAAGCAAAGCAGCUCGGGGAAGGUGCACCUGUGUGUGGCCCGCUACAGUUACAACCCCUUCGAUGGGCCCAAUGAGAACCCAGAAGCUGAGCUGCCUCUCACGGCGGGAAAGUACCUCUAUGUCUAUGGGGACAUGGAUGAAGAUGGGUUCUAUGAAGGAGAGCUUCUGGAUGGGCAAAGGGGCUUGGUGCCUUCCAACUUUGUGGAUUUUAUCCAGGACAAUGAGUCGCGGCUGGCUGGUACUCUGGGGAGUGAGCAGGACCAGAACUUUCUCAACCACUCUGGCAUCAGUCUGGAGCGCGACAGCAUCCUUCACCUUCACUCCCCAACUCAAGUGGACUCGGGGAUCACCGACAAUGGUGGGGGGACCCUGGACGUGAACAUCGACGACAUCGGAGAAGACACUGUGCCUUACCCUAGGAAAAUCACCCUUAUCAAACAGCUUGCCAAAAGUGUCAUCGUGGGCUGGGAGCCCCCUGCUGUGCCUCCUGGCUGGGGCACCGUGAGCAGUUAUAAUGUGCUGGUGGACAAAGAGACACGCAUGAGCCUUGCCCUGGGUAGGAGAACUAAGGCGCUGAUCGAGAAACUUAACACAGCUGCCUGCACCUACCGCAUCUCCGUGCAGUGCGUCACGAGCCGGGGAAACUCGGACGAGCUGCAGUGCACUCUGCUGGUGGGCAAGGAUGUGGUGGUGGCACCGUCCCAGCUGCGUGUGGACAACAUCACACAGAUCUCUGCCCAGCUCUCGUGGCUGCCGACCAACAGUAACUACAGCCAUAUCAUCUUCCUCAACGAAGAGGAACUGGACAUCGUGAAGGCAGCCAGGUACAAGUACCAAUUCUUCAACCUCAGGCCUAAUAUGGCCUACAAGGUGAAGGUCUUGGCCCAGCCACACCAGAUGCCCUGGCAGCUGCCGCUGGAGCAGAGAGAAAAGAAGGAGGCCUGUGUGGAGUUCUCCACGCUGCCUGCAGGACCUCCGGCCCCACCACAAGAUGUCACUGUCCACGCUGGGGCCACAGCCGCCUCUGUUCAGGUCUCCUGGAAGCCCCCUGCACUGACUCCCACUGGGUUGUCCAAUGGAGCAAAUGUCACAGGAUACGGCGUGUACGCCAAAGGGCAGAGGGUGGCUGAGGUCAUCGCCCCCACGGCAGAUGGCACGGCAGUGGAGCUGAUCCGGCUGCGAAGCCUGGAGGCCAAGGCCGUGAGUGUGCGUACCCUGUCUGUACAGGGAGAGUCCAUGGAUUCUGCCCUCGCUGCCAUUCCCCCUGACCUCCUGGUGCCUCCAGCCCCCCACCCGAGGACUGCUCCCCCACCAAAGCCAUUAGCAAGUGACAUGGAUACCAAAGACCAACACCUGGGGCCCCACGUCAAAGUGGAUGAGUCCUGGGAGCAGAGCCGGUCACCGGGCCCUGCACACGGCCACAUGUUGGAACCACCUGACAUGCACAGCGCUGGCCCAGGCAGAAGGUCACCCUCACCCAGCCGGAUCCUUCCUCAGCCACAAGGAGCCCCUGUGUCUACCACCGUCGCCAAGGCCAUGGCCCGUGAAGCUGCACAGAGGGUGGCUGAGAGCAACAGGUUAGAGAAAAGGAGCCUCUUUCUAGAGCAAAGCAGUGUGGGGCAAUACACCAACUCGGAUGAGGAGGACGGCUACGCCUCCCCCGAGGUCAAGAGGAGAGGCACCUCGGUGGAUGACUUCCUCAAAGGGUCAGAGCUGGGCAAGCAGCCCCACUGUUGCCAUGGAGAUGAGUACCACACAGAGAGCAGCCGGGGGUCAGACCUGUCAGACAUCAUGGAGGAGGAUGAGGAGGAGCUAUACUCAGAGAUGCAGCUGGAGGAUGGGGGCCGACGUCGGCCCAGCGGUACCUCUCACAACGCCCUCAAGAUUUUAGGAAACUCCGCGCUGAUGGGACGGGCAGACCGGAUGGAACACGUGAGCCGAAGGUAUUCACACAGUGGCGGAGGGUCUCAUAGGCACCGCCCGGCGAUGGCUCCAUCCAUUGAUGAAUACAGCAGCCGAGACCAUCUUUCUCCAGACUUCUAUGAUGAGUCCGAAACUGACCCUGGUGCUGAGGAGCUCCCAGCCCGUAUCUUUGUGGCUCUGUUUGACUAUGACCCACUUACCAUGUCCCCAAACCCAGACGCUGCUGAAGAGGAGCUUCCCUUCAAAGAAGGACAGAUCAUCAAGGUAUAUGGAGACAAAGACGCAGAUGGCUUCUACCGUGGGGAGACCUGUGCCAGGCUCGGCCUCAUUCCCUGUAACAUGGUCUCUGAGAUCCAUGCGGAUGAUGAGGAGAUGAUGGACCAGCUGCUGAGGCAAGGCUUCCUCCCUCUGAACACGCCUGUGGAGAAAAUAGAGAGAAGUAGAAGAAGCGGCCGGGGUCACUCUGUACCCACACGAAGAAUGGUGGCUCUCUACGACUAUGAUCCUAGGGAAAGCUCUCCUAACGUGGAUGUUGAGGCUGAACUUCCAUUUUGCACAGGAGACAUUAUUACUGUUUUUGGUGAAAUCGAUGAAGAUGGAUUUUAUUAUGGAGAGCUGAAUGGGCAGAAAGGCCUUGUGCCUUCCAAUUUCCUGGAAGAAGUGCCUGAUGAUGUGGAGGUCCACCUUUCCGAUGCUCCGCCCCACUACUCCCGCGACCAGCCCAUGCGCUCCAAGGCCAAAAGGAAGAGUGUUCAUUUCACACCCUAAUCAGGCAUGUAGCCGUCACGUAAGUGAGCAACCGAAGACACCUUAGAGAGAUACCGACUUAAGCUACCCUAAGCGGACAGCGCGGUAGUCUUAAGACGUCAAUGUGGGCUUAAAGAAAGAGAGAGAAAAGAAAUAUGUCUCAAAACAAACAAACAAACAAAAAACCAUUGGACCUAAAGUAUUAGGCUAUCUCACCUGGUCUCAGUUGCCUGGCAACUGGAUUCAUAGUGAAAUGAAUCAUCUCGAACAAUUUUUUUUUUUAAAUGUGUCCAUUGAGAAUACGGGAAAGGCCAACCUUGGGAACAUAUUUCUUAAAGCUGUUUGUUUACACAAGAGUGCGCCAGCGUGUACUCACAAGGAGAGUUGCCUAUUGCAUUGUUAGCUACCCUCAGUCAAAAAGCACAACCGGAUCCAUGUGUUUACCGUAGCAGGGUUGACUCAUGGUGAGAGCCAAGACAAAACUUUAAUCCCAGAUCAAGCCCCAAGGGGUGGCCUUGGCUCUGGGCAUGCCAAAGCUGGCGGAAUACCCAGCUGCAGCCCCUUGGCCUUAGGAGCAGGUGUUCCCUCUCCUCAAAGCACAAUUGUCCCGAGCUCAUGGAGGUACGCAUGUACCUACGAGGUGCUGGCAUACUAAUGCAAUAGUGUCUCCGGAUGCGGCAGCUCCCAUGACUGCGCUAGCUGGCCCCAUGGUAUCUUCAGGUGUGCUUUGGGUGCGCCCUAGGUGUUCUCCAUUAGAGUUAGACCUUGAUUUUCAAUCCAAGCAAGCUUGGGGGCCCCUUGCCUUUUAUUGUGUGCCCACUGAGUGCCCUGGUCUCACUCGCCAAGUUUUGCUCUGGGGAGAUUAGUGAACCAGAAGCCUGGCGAUCCCUGGCCACUCCCAGGCGUGUGCCUAGCUGCAGAAUGAAGUGAAAUUGGCACGCAGUGUUCCUGAAUCAAAUUCCACCCCCCUUGGAAGCACUGUUGGUCGGCCACCUAAAGUCUCUCAAAGCCCACCAUCUCUCUGUGCUGGGGAAAGUGCACACUCCUCCAUUGGGAAAUGGUGAGAGUCUUCAAGAAGGGCCUUUGAGCUUCCUUAGAUUACAAUUAAGGUUCAUUUCCGUUUUUUUUCUUUCAAACAGUGUGCCAUCCCCAAAGUUUCUGUAGGACUCUAACUGACCCAAGGGCUCACUCCACCAUGGCAGGGCCUUAUCGACCCCCACCUAGUUCAUGAUCCAUCCAAAUUCCCACUGAGAGCUUUUUUGAUUUACAGUGAUUGAUGGGUAUCUCGGCCACCUUGCCUAUCCAUCUGAUUGACAAUAACCCCUCCCCUGCUUUUAGUCUGAAUUUCCAGAGUAAAUUAUGACCUGGCUUUCUUUGCCAAAGCGAUGGCCACCCCGUCUCCCAAGACAAAGACGGCGAAAGCCCAUGGAGGGCCAGCCCCUCUCUCUCAGAGGGGCCUUGGGAGAGGGCGUGUGCUUCUCAUGGCAUACUUUAAAAAUUGAAAGAAGAAACGAACCACCACCCAACCCACCCUUUCCCCUGGCUGGCGGGAGUCGGGGGCAGGGUUACCCAGUGAACUGUUGUUGGCGCUGACGCACUCAAUAAAAUUGUCGCAAUGUACCUACUAGGUUCCUCCCGAGGGUUCAGGGACAGCAAGGAGAGCUCCAUCCCCCACAGCCCAUCUCCAUUCGGGGUCACCUACGUCAUCUAUGGGUUCUGGUAGUCCUGGGAGAGGCAGGGAAAUGUCCUCGAAAAAGAAAAAAGGGCUGCUCUCCAGAGGCAAGAAACUGCUGCAAAGGCUGGCCGCAGUGAAGUGACCCCUGAGCCUCCGGACACUUCCAAAUCCAUGUCACUGGCUUUAAUUCCAAACGAGGACUCCCAAAACCCAACCUUGACCCCCACCCCCCACUCCCCACCCCAGCAGUAGAGAGAUACACUCUUACACUACCAUUCACAUGAUACCACUGGAGAGAUCAGGGAAGGGGCUGCACCGCGGUCCCCUCCCCCUCCACUCCCAAGGUUCUGUCCAAGGUCUGGGGUGGGGAGGUGGGUGGGGGGCAGCUGGCUGAGCAGCAGAAGGGGCGGGGAGAGGGCUCUCUGCAGCCACCUCCCCUCCACCUGCAGUUCCAGCCGGCACACACUAGAGGGCAGCCCUGACAGGCUUUCUGACCUCCCUCCCCCCAACUUCUCAAGACGUUUGCCUCAUUACACAUUAUUGUCAUUUUCACGCGGCUCUUGAGAUUCCUAGUUUAACUCGCCUUGAUGUUCUGGCCUUAUAACUGCACAGUGGUUUGUACUGUCGAAUAAAAAACACCGUGUAUACUUCGCAUGUGUUGUGCAUUCCUGGUCUUCAUCCUCACUUGACACAGUGGCUUCACCUCAAAGUGGCCCAGGCCCUACACUUUCAGAUGCCUGUCUUGGGUCUUUCAAAGCAAGCCAGCAACACACAGGACAUGUUUACUUAGCCCACCACAUGAGAGACAGGGGAAAGGAGCGGGAGCAACCGGGCAGCAUGCAUGUCCUCUAGCCAGCCAGGGAGCUGACCAAUCUUUGCCUUUAGUGUCCUAUCCUGUGGCUUUUAGCUUUCUGUUCCUUUCAUUAUUUGUUGAAAUGCCUUGCCCCGAGACACCAUCCACAGCACACAUAGCAAAGCCACCACACGCUUCAUUAGCCAGACCAGAAGGAGCCUAAAUUGAAAUCUCUCAGACGUCCCACACCCAUCUUUAUCAUUAGCCUCGAACAGCAGACCUCCCCAGAUGCUGGCUGAUGGGAUGGUCACAACUUUGUAAUUCCUGUCCACUGUAAACUGUUUUUACUUCUUUAUACAUACUUUUCAGACUGCCUUUCUUUUGUAAUUUCUGGAAGGUUUGUAAAUGAAUGGCAAAGCUUUCCCUGUGCGUCUUCAGAAACUAUAUUGUACAUUGUAAUAUAAUUGUAUGUGGUAGAUUGAUUAAAAGGUCGUUCCUCGGUGUGUGAAGUACUGUGCGGGUGUGUGCAUGUGUACAGGUAGGGUGACAUAUUUUCUAGAAAUAAACUUUGUUAUUUUGUACAACA